AAAAAAUAAUGGACGUCGGUGGGAACGGUGGUGGGCUACCUGUAAACAAUAAACAGAGGGCCAUGCUACCGAACAAAAGCAGGGGUGAAUUUACCCGCAACCCAAGAAAAGAUUCAGAGGGGCUGUCUGAGUCUCCAGACCUGGAGUUUGAGUAUGCUGAUACAGACAAAUGGGCCGCAGAGCUGUCAGAGCUGUACAGUUAUACUGAAGGACCAGAGUUUGCUCUAAAUAGGAAGUGCUUUGAGGAGGAAUUCAGAACACACGUGUCUGAUAAAAAGUGGACCGAGCUCGAUGCAGCUCAGCACAGAGCUCACGCUAUGCGCCUGUUGGACAGUCUGGAGGUGAUUGCGCGGGAGAAGAGACUGAAGGUUGCCAGGGCCAUUCUCUACAUGGCUCAGGGAACCUUUGCAGAGUGCAGCUCUGAAGCUGAGGUGCAGCACUGGAUGAGAUACAACAUCUUUCUGCUCUUGGAUGUGGGAACCUUCUCUGCUCUGGUGGAACUACUCAACAUGGAGAUUGAUAACAGCGCUGCCUGUAGUAGUGCUGUGAGAAAACCAGCCAUCUCCCUUGCGGAUAGCACGGAUCUCAGAGUGCUGCUCAACAUAAUGUACUUGAUGGUGGAAACCAUCCAACAGGAUGACCCAGCGGACCGGCCUGAAUGGAAAAUCGUGAGGGAAACCUUCAGAACAGAACUGGGAUCUUCUCUGUUCAACAACGAGCCCAUUUCUGUCAUGCUCUUUGGUAUGGUUACCAAGUUCUGCAGCGGUCAUGCACCCCACUUCCCAAUGAAGAAGGUGUUAUUACUGCUGUGGAAGAGCAUACUGUUCACACUUGGAGGUUUUGAGCAGCUCCAAGGCAUAAAGGUUCGUAAGCGCGAGGAGCUGGGACUCCCCCCUCUCCCAGAGGACAGCAUUCGCGUUAUACGCAGUAUGAGGGCCGCUUCUCCUCCUGCGUCUGCGUCAGACCUUAUAGAGCAGCAACAAAAACGAGCACGCCGUGAACACAAGGCACUGAUCAAACAGGACAACUUGGACGCAUUCAAUGAAAAGGACCCAUACAAGGCCGAUGACUCUCGUGAGGAUGAGGAUGACAACGAUGACAAUGACAACUCUAUAGAGCCAGAGACUUUCCCACUAGAGAGGGACGAGGUAAUGCCUCCACCUAUCCCUCACCCUCCAUCAGAGAGGGUGUCCUUCCCCAAAGGUCUGCCGUGGGCUCCUAAAGUCAGAGAAAAGGACAUUGAAAAUUUCCUGGAGUCAAGUAGAAGUAAAUUCAUUGGCUACACACUCGGGAGUGAUACAGAUACGGUUGUUGGCUUGCCCAGGCCAAUUCAUGAGAGCAUCAAGACUUUAAAGCAGCACAAGUAUGUGUCCAUAGCUGAGAUACAGAUUGCAAAGGAGGAGGAAUUUCAGAAAACUCCCCUCUCUGGUGGUGAAGAGGAGGUGGAGAUGUGCUCCACCGAGCUGCUCUACCAGGGAAUUCUGCCCAGUUUGCCUCAGUACAUGAUUGCUCUGCUGAAGAUCCUGCUCGCAGCCGCUCCGACCUCCAAAGCCAAAACAGACUCCAUCAACAUCCUGGCAGAUGUGCUGCCGGAGGAGAUGCCAACCACAGUGUUGCAAAGCAUGAAACUUGGCGUUGAUGUCAAUCGACACAAAGAGAUCAUUGUAAAGGCCAUCUCUGCAAUCCUGCUGCUGCUUCUCAAACACUUCAAACUCAACCACAUCUACCAGUUUGAGUACAUGGCUCAACACCUGGUGUUCGCUAACUGCAUCCCUCUCAUUCUGAAGUUCUUCAACCAGAACAUCAUGUCUUAUAUCACAGCUAAGAAUAGCAUUUCAGUUCUUGACUUUCCAUACUGUGUUGUGCACGAGCUCCCGGAGUUAACUGCAGAGAGUCUGGAAGCGGGAGACAACAAUCAGUUUUGCUGGAGGAAUUUGUUUUCCUGUAUUAACCUGCUGAGGAUUCUCAACAAACUGACCAAGUGGAAGCACUCCAGAACAAUGAUGUUGGUGGUGUUUAAGUCGGCUCCCAUCCUGAAGAGGGCGCUGAAGGUCAAGCAGGCCAUGAUGCAGCUCUACGUCCUCAAGUUGCUCAAAGUGCAGACCAAAUACCUGGGACGCCAGUGGAGGAAGAGCAACAUGAAGACAAUGUCCGCCAUCUACCAGAAGGUCCGACAUCGCCUCAAUGAUGACUGGGCUUAUGGAAACGAUCUGGACGCUCGUCCCUGGGACUUCCAGGCUGAGGAGUGUGCUCUGCGGGCCAGCAUUGAUUGUUUCAACAGUCGCCGCUACGACAAGAGCCUCUGCAAUCCAGACUUCCUGCCUGUGGACAACUGUCUGCAAAGUGUUUUGGGACAGCGAGUGGAUCUACCCGAGGACUUCCAAAUGAACUAUGACCUUUGGCUGGAGCGGGAGGUCUUCUCCAAACCUAUUUCCUGGGAAGAACUGCUACAGUGAGAAUCAGCCGCUGACGAUGACCUCAUGGUUUAAAAAAAAAAAAAAAACCUAAACUGUUUCAGUCAGAAGUUCAGAGAAAACACCAA
Toxotes jaculatrix (banded archerfish) is the source of this 2542-nucleotide messenger RNA. It is a transcript of the gene strip1, whose product is annotated as striatin interacting protein 1. Gene Ontology annotation, biological process: cytoskeleton organization. NCBI's taxonomy places the organism in Eukaryota, Metazoa, Chordata, Actinopteri, Toxotidae. The record is from RefSeq and is a predicted model, not a curated record. The transcript has 20 exons. Gene Ontology annotation, cellular component: cytosol. The coding region runs from base 9 to 2456 and encodes 815 amino acids.